Messenger RNA from Impatiens glandulifera, 7300 nucleotides. RefSeq names its product CCR4-NOT transcription complex subunit 1-like. Bases 98 to 7108 code for a protein of 2336 amino acids. Gene Ontology annotation, cellular component: CCR4-NOT core complex; P-body. NCBI's taxonomy places the organism in Eukaryota, Viridiplantae, Streptophyta, Magnoliopsida, Ericales, Balsaminaceae. Gene Ontology annotation, molecular function: molecular adaptor activity. The transcript has 51 exons. Gene Ontology annotation, biological process: nuclear-transcribed mRNA catabolic process, deadenylation-dependent decay. The record is from RefSeq and is a predicted model, not a curated record.
UUUUCUCUCUGAUCAGACUUCGUCCUCUCCAAGCUUAACUAACUGCAUAUCCUCUCCGAGCAUCUGAAAAACCCUAGGCUUGCUUUGUUUCGUCGUCAUGCCGGGAUUCUCAGAGGCCCUAGCGGUCCAGAUUCGGUACCUGUUGCAGAGCUUGAACGGAUUAAAUUCCGACGCCGUCUUUGACGAUCUCUGCGAGUACGUGGGGUAUGGAACAGAGGGAAGCAUACUGGUCCUUCAGACCUGCCUGGAUUACUUAAAUAUCUACGAUGAAGGCUUGAAAAAUGAACCAUUUGAUCCAGUGUUUUCUUCAAUCUUCAAACAUAUCUUAGACAAGCCAAAUUUCAGUACAAUAUUGUGUCAAUCGCUAAGGGAUAAGGUGAUCAAUGGAGAUUUUCUUGAGAAUCUAUCAAAGGCACUAGGCUUGUCAACAUCAGAGAAAAUUGGAGUUGGUCUUGCCUUGUCAGAUUUGGGAAAUGCAGAUCUUGGAGUAUGUGGAAAGAAAUUCUGCGUACAACAGAUUGGGGAGUUAUGCGCAGAUAAUCUGUCUAUUGGUUCAGCUGAACAAAUGCAGAGCAUCUUUAUGUUCCUUCAACAAUCUGAAAGCCUUUCCAAGCACUUAGACUCGUUUAUCCAGAUGCUAUCUUUGGUGCCGUUGAAGGGAGAUGAACAAUUUAUUUUGGCCCCGUUGAUGUCACAUGGAUUUCCCAGUGGAAGGUUCACAAGGCAUCAGAACUUGGACUUGUUUGAUGAAGAUCAUGAAGCUAAUUUUGACGCUCUCCUUGCUGAAAUGGAGAAGGAGAUGAGCAUGGCUGAUAUCAUAAAGGAAUUGGGCUAUGGAUGCACAGUUAGUAUGUCACAAUGCAAGGAGUUGUUGUCUUUGUUCCUACCUUUGACUGAAGUUGUUGUUGCCAGAAUACUUGGCACAAUCAUUUGCACAAAUACUGGACUUGAUGACCACCAUAAUACAUUUUCAACAUUUUAUUGUGCUCUUGGUGGUACAGCUUCUUCUGAUCAGCCUGUGAUGAACUCAUGGAAUAUUGAUGUUUUGAUUGAUUCAAUCAAGCAACUUGCUCCUAGCAUUAGUUGGUCAGCAGUUAUUGAAAACCUUGAUCACGAGGGAUUCUACAUUCCUAAUGAGGCAGCAUUUUCCUUUUUCAUGUCAGUUUAUAGGCGAGCAUGUCAGGACCCGUUUCCACUGCAUGCCAUUUGUGGAUCUCUUUGGAGAAAUACCGAGGGACAACUAUCUUUCCUCAAGUAUGCAGUGGUUGCUCCACAUGACAUAUUUACUUUUGCGCAUUGUGAGAGUCAAUUGGCAUAUGCAGAUUUUGUGCAGGUUCAUAAACUUCAUACAGGACUUACAAGUAAUGCUUGGAUAUGCCUUGAUCUGUUGCAAAUUUUAUGCCAACUAGCUGAAGCCGGUCAUGUGGAUGCUGUUCGGUCAAUGCUUAAGCUUCCUCUUGAACAAUGUCCUGAAGUUGUACUUCUUGGCAUGUCACACAUAAAUACGACUUACAAUCUUAUUCAGCGUGAGCUGUCAUCUACAGCAUUUCCGGUGAUACUUAACCAUAGUGCAGGGGCUGACAUGGUUCUCCAUCUGUGGAACAAAAAUCCUGCUAUUUUGUUGCGAGGAUUUGUGGAUGCUCAUAGCAUUAAUCCAGAAAACAUAAGUAGAAUUUUUGACAUUUGCCAGGAGCUAAAGAUACUAUCACCUGUGCUAGAUAUGGUUCCAUCCUCUUUUGGUAUCCGAUUGGCUGCUCUUGCUUCUCAUAAGGAUCUUGUAGAUAUGGAAAAGUGGCUGAGAUCUAAUUUAACUACAUAUACAAAUUCUUUCUAUGAGGAGUGCAACAGAUUCGCAAAGGAUCAGUUGGGCUCAUCUCAGGAUGCCUCUGCUGGAACACCUCAUCUGUCUGUUUCUCUUUGUAACCUUUACGCAGGGACAGCGCCUACUGUUUAUAAGGUUCUUCAAGAGCACACGGGGUUGAUUGUCACUGACAAGCUAACUGAGGAAAUGGAAAAGCAGCUUACGUCUUAUACACAUGCUAGCUCACACAUGAAGAGUUCUGCACCAUCAGAUCUCUCUACCUCAGAUGGACCUGUUGAUGACAUUGAGGCAGAAGUAAACUCUUAUUUCCAACAAAUGUUCUCGGGCCAAAUGACCAUUGAUGCGAUGAUACAGAUGAUGAUACAAUUCAACGAGUCUCAUGAUGAAAGGGAGAAAUCGAUUUUUGGCUGCAUUAUUCGCAAUCUAUUUGAAGAAUACAAAUUUUUCCCAAAAUACCCUGAGACGCAACUCAAAAUUGCCGCAGCCUUCUAUGGCUCUCUCAUCAAGCAUCAGCUAUUAGCUCAUCUGCCACUUGGCGUAGCGCUCCGUGCUGUUUUGGAUGCAUUACGUAAACCUGCAGAUUCAACAAUGUUUGUUUUUGGAACAAAAGCUUUGGAACAAUUUGUAGAUUGUGUAAUUGAGUGGCCUCAGUAUUGCAAUCAUAUUUUGCAAAUUUCUCAUCUGCGUGCUACUCAUUCUGAGCUUGUUGCAUUGGUUGAACGAGCACUUGCUAGGUUUUCUAUAGCCAAAGCAGACUUAGGAAGGUUGAAUGCCUCUGAACAACAUGGCUCUUCUCAUUCAAUUGCAACCAAUGCAGAGAUGUCAAGUUCAUCUCACAGAUCAGUUGGAUCUGCUAGCACACAACCUGGUUUGCAAAUUUCUUCUACACUGCAGCUUCAACAAAGAGAUCAAAUCCCUCUGGAUGAGAGUCAAAAGCUUUCCUUGCCUUCAUCAAAUCAUAUGGCACUUGUACCUCCUAUGGUCCAACCUUCACCUGUGCCCUCGACUGAUGCUAGUGCUCAUAACAAUGCUGCUACUGCCGCCACUGUAGUGCCGCCUUCUUCAUCAGUCGGAUUUAUACGUCCCUCUCGAGCAAUUGCCUCAACAAGAUUUGGAUCUGCCUUGAACAUUGAAACACUUGUUGCCGCCGCAGAGAGAAGGGGAACUCCUUUAGAGGCUCCAGCACCAGAAAUUCAGGAUAAGAUUUCGUUUAUCAUCAACAACUUGUCUGCUGCAAAUAUUGAAUCAAAAGCGAAGGAGUUUACUGAAAUUUUGAUAGAUCAAUAUCAUCCUUGGCUUGCCCAGUACAUGGUUAUGAAGAGAGCAAGUAUUGAGCCGAAUUUUCAUGACUUAUACUUGAAGUUCCUGGGUAUAGUGGGUUCAAGGUCUUUACACCAAGAGAUUUUACAGGCUACAUAUGAAAACUGCAAGGUUCUACUGGGCUCAGAACUUAUAAAAUCCAGUUCGGAAGAGCGGUCCUUGUUGAAGAAUCUUGGAAGCUGGCUUGGGAAAAUGACUGUCGGAAGCAAUAAGUACCUCAGUAAACGUGAAAUUGAUCCAAAGUCUUUGAUCAUAGAGGCAUAUGAGAAAGGUUUGAUGAUUGCAGUUAUACCAUUCACCUCUAAGAUUUUAGAAUCAUGUAAAAACAGUAUAGCCUAUAAGCCUCCCAAUCGUUGGCCUAUGAUUAUUCUUGAGUUACUUACUGAGAUUUAUGUUAUGCCUAAUCUGAAAUUGAAUCUGAAGUUUGAUAUUGAGGUGUUGUUCAAGAAUCUUGGUGUGAAUAUGGAGGAGGUAAAUCCAACCUCUCUUCUCAAGGAUAUAGUUAGGAAAACUGAAGGAAAUCCAGACUUCUCCAUCACAAAUGCUGGUGCCUCUAGUGAAAUCAAAUCUAGUAUAGCCUCUUCCUUGAAUCAAGUUGAGCUGCCUCUUGAGGUAAAACCAGCUCUCCCUGGUGGGCACUCAAACAUGCAAUCUCAGUUUACUGCUCCUCUCCCUCAUCUAACUGCCGGUGCACCGAGGGAGGAUGAAAAGAUGGUAGCAUUAAAUGUGUCUGAUCAGCUGUCAUCUGUCCAUGGACAAUUAUUACAACAGCAGUCAACGGUUCCAGAAAACCAGCUUUCUGCGCCAGCAUCUAUCAUUGAGCAGCGGGUCAUCGUCAAUCCAAUGUUUCGUGCUCAUGGACUUUAUUUGCAUUUCAAGAGUGCGAUUGCAAGUGCUUUGGAUCAAGCUAUAAUGGAAAUAAUAUCUAGGAUUGUGCACCAAAGUGUCUCCAUAGCCAUUCAGACAACCAAAGAACUUGUUCUUAAGGAUUAUGCUAAGGAGCAUGAUGAAAGUCUAAUGCGUAAUGCAGCUCAUCUGAUGGUUUCAAGCCUGGCUGGAAGUUUAGCUCAUGUGACCUGCAAGGAACCUCUACUGAGUUCAAUUCCAAGUCAUCUGAGGAAUAUCCUGCAGGGUAUAAGCAUUGGAAAUGAACUUCUUGAGCAAGCUGUACAACUUUUUACUAAUGAUAAUCUUGACCUGGGAUGUUUGCUGAUUGAACAAGCAGCUACAGAGAAGGCAGUACAAGCCAUUGAUGGGGAAAUAGAUCAACAGCUUGCUAUUAUAAGGAAGCAUAAAGAUGGUGUUAUUCCUCCAUUUUAUGAUUCUGGUAUUUACAAGUCCCUCCAUCCUCCUAAACCUGAUCGGUUGUCCAAUUCUCAACAAAGGAUUUAUGAGGACUUUAUGAAGCUGCCAUGGAAGAAUCAAUCAACCAAUUACUACAAUAUUCUACCAGUUGGCUCUUCACAACCAGAUAGUUCAGUAUCAGGACAACAAAAUAAAGAAGUUUAUUCAUCUGACUUGAUAAACUCUGGUAUUAGUUCACUAACACAGCCUCUAGAUCUUACCUCUGAGGAGAUGGAAUCCAGUGCAGCUCAGCUCCAUAGCAGCAUGGAUGGAGGAGUUAAUGGUGAAUCGCAUGCUGUGGAGACUUCCAACAUUGUGAAAGAAUCUGGAUCUUCUUUACAGACGUUGUUUUCAGCCACUAUAUCUGAUUUAGUUGGAAGCAGCUCGUCGGAGCCACUAUUGACUACCGGGGAUGCAUUGAAGAAGUACCAGAUUAUCUCAGAGAAGCUUGAAGAUAUGGUGGCUAAUGAAGCUAAAGAAUCAGAAAUUCAGGGUUUAAUUGGCGAGGUUUCUGGAGUUAUUCUCAGAUGUGUAAGCAGAGAUGAAGCUGCAUUGGCUGUGGCACAUAAGGUUUUCAAAGGUCUAUAUGAAAAUGCUUAUGACAGUACCCAUGUUUCUGUUCAUCUUGCCAUUCUCGCUGCCAUUCGUGAUGUCAGCAAACUGGUGGUUAAGGAGCUCACUAACUGGGUGAUAUACUCUGAUGACGAUAGGAAUUUGAACAAAGACAUAACUGUUGGACUUAUUCACCACGAACUACUUAAUCUUGCUGAGUAUAAUAUUCAUAUGGCUAAGCUGCUUGAUGCUGGAAGAAAUAAAGCUGCAACCCAAUUUGCAAUCUCCCUUAUCCGGUCAUUGAUGCCUAAUGAUCCUAGAGUUAUUUCAGAACUUCCUAACCUUGUUGAUGUUUUGAGAAAGAUUACAACCAGACCUGAAUCCCCUGAGUCUCUACAGCAGGCUGCAGUGCUUAAUGCAGCAGCACACAGUGAAGAUAACAGUAUAACCGAGUCGGCUGAACCAGACUCUGCUGGCUUUUGUAAUCAGGUUUCAAUGUUAUUUACUGAGUGGUACAACAUAUGUGAACUUCCUGCUGUAAAUGAUGCUACAUGUAAAAAAUAUGUUUCACGACUACAUCGAAUGGGACUUCUUAAGGGAGAUGAUGUGUCUCAGCGAUUUUUCUGCUGCCUCACUGAAAUUUCAGUAUCACAUUGUUUAGCUUCUGAAACAAUGAGCUCUGCCACUCUGCAAUCCCCACAACUUCAACCUCUUUCUUUCCUUGCUAUUGAUAUAUAUUCAAGACUGGUCGUCACUAUUAUAAAGCUUUUACCAGCGGACCAAGGAUCAAAUAAAUUAUAUCUUCUGAUAAAGAUUCUGGAAUUGACAGUGAGGCUCAUUCAGAAGGAUGACAAGGAGAAGAAAACCUCUUUUAAUCCUAGACCAUAUUUCAGGUUGUUUAUCAACUGGCUGCUAGAUUUGGGUUCAAUGGAACCUCUAAUUGAUGGUGCAAAUCCUCAGGUAUUGUCAGCUCUAGCAAGCACUUUCCAUGCAAUCCAGCCCAUUAAAGUCCCAGGGUUCAGUUAUGCAUGGCUUGAGCUUAUCAGUCACAGAAGUUUUAUGCCAAAGUUACUGUCGGGAAAUGGCCAUAAGGGCUGGCCUUACAUGCAUCGCUUAGUGCUUGAUUUGUUUCAGUUCCUGGAGCCUUUUAUAAGGAUUCCUUGUGCAGAUAUUGGAGAGCCGGUUCGUUUACUGUAUAAAGGAAGUUUGAGGGUAUUGCUGGUACUCCUCCACGAUUUUCCAGAUUUCCUCUGUGAAUUCCACUUCGGCUUCUGUGAUGUAAUUCCUUCAGGCUGUAUUCAAUUGAGAAACAUAGUCCUAAGUGCAUUUCCCCGCUCUAUGAGGGUACCUGAUCCUUGUUCUCCAAAUUUGAAGUUCGAUCUGCUGCUGGAGACUAAUCAACCUCCCAGGAUUCUUUCAGAGGUUGACUUUGUUCUUAAAUCGAAACAAUUGAAGUCAGAAGUAGACGAUUAUUUGAGGACGAGGCAGCAAAGGUCGUCGUUAUUAGUUAAACUGCAUCAGAAACUAGUACUCUCUCCAUGUGAAGCUGUUUCAGCAGGAACCUGGUACAAUGUACCACUUAUGAAUUCCCUUGUUCUUUACAUUGGAAUGCAGGCUGUACAACAGUUGGAAGCAAAGUCACAAUCACAGUCAAAUCCUAUUUGUACCUCACUUUCAGUGUUAUUAGUUGCCCCUGCUUUGGAUAUAUUCCAUAUGCUGAUUAAUGAUCUCGAUACCGAAGGCCGAUAUCUAGUUCUCAAUGUGAUGGCUAAUCAACUACGCUACCCGAACCACCACACUCAUUACUUUUCUUCCGUUCUUCUCUACUUAUUCUACGAAACAAACGAGGAGGUGGUUGUACAGGAGCAAAUCACGCGAGUGAUAUUUGAACGCAUGAUUUCUGAUAAGCCACAUCCAUGGGGGCUUGUGAUAACAUUCAUGGAGCUUGUCAAGAAUCCUAGAUACAAGUUUUGGAGCAAAGGUUUUAUAAGGUGCGAUCCUGACAUUGAGUAUCUUAUUGAAAGUGUCUGUAGUUCAUAUGGCUGUCCUAGGCCGACACAGGAGGAUUAGUUUAGUUUAGUUUAGUUUAGUUUAGUAUAACGAAGAUAACUAUUAUUGAUUUCCAAUCUACAACUUUUUUAAAUAAAAAAACUGAAAACUAAAUAAUCUAUCAGCUUUCAAGAGAAUGAAUGACAUGAUAAUACAUGUUUUGAAUUGUAAGCAUGUAAUAAAUGAAUGUUGUUAGAAUUCUGCUUUAAACUG